Molecule: messenger RNA, 2202 nt
Organism: Andrographis paniculata
Lineage: Eukaryota; Viridiplantae; Streptophyta; Magnoliopsida; Lamiales; Acanthaceae
Product: cell division cycle 20.2, cofactor of APC complex-like
Exons: 4
Coding region: 366-1751 (461 amino acids)
Biological process (GO): anaphase-promoting complex-dependent catabolic process; positive regulation of ubiquitin protein ligase activity; positive regulation of anaphase-promoting complex-dependent catabolic process
Cellular component (GO): anaphase-promoting complex
Molecular function (GO): protein binding; ubiquitin ligase activator activity; anaphase-promoting complex binding
Source: RefSeq, a predicted model, not a curated record
CAAAACCCUAAUCGCUGCGCAUAUAAACCUUACCGAUUCGCCCAAAUUGUCAUCAGUCUGCAACGAUCUCUCUAUUCUCCUCUAUUCCGGGCUUUCCAAGAAUCUCCGCUCGGAAAUUUGUUGUUCUCGUUGAAUAUUGCAGUUUCAAUUAUUGGUUUGAUUAGUUCGAUUUGAUUUCAUCUUGUUCUUCUUUUUUGCAGGUUUUAGCUUCGAUUGUUUGCUCGAUCUGUCUAACGUUUGUUGUUUUUGCAGUGAAUUCGUGCAUAUUUUGAUAAUCGGUUUGAUUUGUAGAUAUUUGUUAGGGUUUAUUAUACGCUUUCCUGCUUUUCUGUUUCUUUUUGUGUUUCUUUUUCUGUGGUAACGUAAUGGACAGGGGAAUGAUUAAUUCGUCAGCCUCUUCACGAAAGCCUCGAUCACCGCUUCAGGAACAGAUCCUGCGUAGAAAAAGUUCACGAGAAAAUUUGGAUCGGUUCAUCCCAAACAGGUCGGCCAUGGAUUUCGAUUACGCACAUUACAUGCUUACGGAAGGCAAUAAAGGUAAGGAAAAUCCAUCUACAAUGCCAUCAUCUCCGUCGAGCCAGGCGUACAGGAAGCUGCUCGCCGAAACCCUCAACAUGAACCGAACAAGGAUUCUGGCUUUCAAGAACAAGCCACCAACCCCAAUCGAUCCCAUCCCGACCGAGAUUUUGUACCCUUCUGAGCAAAACGCUAAACCUGCCAAAGCUCGUCGGCACAUCCCACAGACCUCAGAGAGGACAUUAGAUGCCCCCGACCUCGUCGACGACUACUAUUUGAAUUUAUUAGAUUGGGGCAGUAGCAAUGUUCUCUCCAUUGCUCUUGGAGGGACUGUGUAUUUGUGGGAUGCUACCGACGGGAACACAUCCGAACUCACGACAGUCGACGAAGAAAAUGGCCCGGUGACAAGCGUUCGAUGGGCUCCCGACGGCAGGCACAUAGCCGUGGGCCUCAACAAUUCAGAAAUCCAGCUAUGGGACUCCACCAGCAACCGGCUGCUCCGAACAUUGCGAGGCUGCCACACGGCGCGAGUCGGCGCAUUGGACUGGAACAACCACGUACUCACCACCGGAGGAAUGGACGGCCUGAUCGUGAACAACGACGUAAGAAUAAGGGACCAUGUUGUCGAAACGUACAGAGGCCAUCAGCAAGAAGUGUGCGGGAUCAAAUGGUCGGCGUCGGGGCGGCAAUUGGCGAGCGGCGGCAACGACAAUGUGCUGCAUAUUUGGGACAAAUCAAUGGCGGGCAACGGCGGGCAGUGGUUGCACAGGCUGGAGGAUCAUAGAGCGGCGGUAAAGGCGCUGGCUUGGUGUCCUUUUCAGGCGAAUGUGCUGGCCUCCGGCGGCGGCGGCGGCGAUCGGUGUAUAAAGUUCUGGAAUAGCAUCACGGGGGCUUGCUUGAACUCUGUGGACACAGGGUCGCAGGUGUGUGCACUGGUGUGGAAUAAGAAUGAGAGGGAGAUAUUGAGCUCUCAUGGAUUUACUCAGAAUCAGUUGACGCUGUGGAAGUAUCCAUCCAUGGUGAAAAUGGCGGAGCUCACGGGGCAUACUUCUAGGGUUCUUUUCAUGGCCCAGAGCCCGGAUGGGUGUACUGUUGCAUCUGCUGCAGGGGAUGAAACAUUGAGGUUUUGGAAUGUGUUUGGGGCACCAAAUGAAGUGGCGAACAAGACGAAAACAGCAGCAGCAGCAGCAGCAGUUUCUUCAGAGCCUUUUGCUAAUGUGAAUCGUAUCAGAUGAUGGAUUGACUGACUGAGAGAGAGAGAGAAGUGGCGAUUGUUCAUUCAUUCAUUCUUCUUCCUAUCGAAGAAGAAAGAAGACAGACGACAAGCCCAGGUAAGCAGCAUCCAUCAUCAAUGGCGAAUUUGGGAUAAAAUGGGUGGUGUGGUGUGAUUAUUUGUUGUUUCUUGGAUGGGUUUUUCAGGUUCUUUGCUCUUGUUUGAUCUUGUUCUUGUGGCUAUGGUAAAUGCUGAUCAUAUUGAAUCAAUCAAUCCAUGGCGAUUCGAUGAUGGAACAGAAUAGAAUAGAAUAGAAUAGGAGAUGCAGUGACUACUGAUUGGUUGAUGGGAGAGAAUCACUCACUGGCUGAUUGAUGACUGUGGUUGGAAUUUGAAAUAUAAUAUAUAUAUAUAUAUAUGUCUCUCAAUCUGUCUAUUAUCUAUUUAAAAUUUUGUAUUCAACAUUUAUGUUA